GGGCUCUCAGAGCGGGCAGGGUUUCAAGGGGAAAUGGCUGGUUUCCUCUCAGACCUGGUUCAAUACCGAAGGCUGUUGCUGAUGAUUGUGGUGCUGGGGAUUGGUGGAACCCACCUCUCUGGUUUCCAAAUGUCUGUCAUCAAUUACACUUCUCCGUACAUUCAGAAGUUUAUCAAUGAAACUUGGCUGGAGCGAUACGGUUCUGCGCUGCCUCAGGAGACCCUGAUGCUGCUGUGGUCCCUCAUCGUGUCUGUGUACUGCAUGGGUGGCAUGAUAGGGUGUCUGUGGAGUGGCUACCUGACUGCAAAAUUUGGAAAGAAGAAAAGUCUGCUGCUCAACGACGUGGUGCUGAUAACAGCAGCGCUGCUCACUGCCUGCAGCAGGAGAGCCAAGGCCUUUGAGAUGAUCCUGGCUGGGCGCUUCCUCGAGGGCAUGGCUGCUGGAAUACAUAUGAAUGCCCAUGUUCAGUAUGCUGGAGAGAUCUCACCUAAGAAGCUGCGUGGACUUAUAAACGUGACCUCCACAGUGUUUCUUGCACUAGGAAAAACUGUAGCACGAAUUCUUGGAUUAAGAGAACUUUUAGGAACUGAAGACAUGUGGAAUGUGCUAUUGUCCUUCUCUGGGCUGGUGGCAUUGAUUCAACUGAUCUUUUUGCCAUUCUUUCCUGAGUCCCCGCCCUAUCUCUUGCUGCAAAAAGAAGACAAAGCUGGUUGCUUGAAAGCCAUGAAGCAACUCUGGGGAGAAGGGAAUUAUCACACAGAAUUUGAUGACUUGAUGAAGGAAAAGGCUAUAACAAAAGGCACCAAAAUCAUGAAUGUCCUAGAGGUGCUGAGAGAACGAUCUGUGCACCCACAGCUGUGUACCAUGCUCCUCCUUUUGCUGAGCCUGCAGCUCUGUGGCCUGAGUGCAAUCACCUUUUACACCUCAGAAAUUUUUGAAACAGCCAACCUCCAGGAAAGCAUAAUCCCAUAUGUAUCUCUAGGAGUUUCAAUCUCUGAACUCAUCUCUAUCAUAUUCUGUGAUCAGUUCCUCUGGCUGCGGUACUGCAGUGUUAUUCUCAUCUUUCUGUUCAUCAUUGCUUAUGGACUAGGACCAGCCGGCCCUCAGGCAGAGAUGACUGGUUUCCUUUCAAACCUGGUUCAGUACCGGGGGCUCUUUCGCAUGAUCACUGUCCUGGGGAUCGGUGGCACAUUCCAAAUCGGCUUUCAAAUUUCUACCAUCACCUACAUGUCUCAGCAUGUGAAGGCUUUCAUCAAUGAAACUUGGCUGGAGCGCUAUGGCUAUCCCAUCCAGCAGGAUAACCUCCUGCUGCUGUGGUCUAUCACUGUGUCCAUCUUUGGCAUAGGAGGUCUCUUGGGUUCUUCAGGAAGCAGAUACCUCACUGUCAAAUUUGGCAAAAAGAAAUGUCUCUUGUGUAACAACGUGCUGAUGAUAGUGGCAGCAUCUAUCAUGGGCUGCAGUAAAAUAUCCCAGUCCUUUGAGAUGAUUCUAAUUGGACGCUUCAUGUGUGGAGUAAGUGCAGGUCUUUGUGUUCCUCUACAUCACCAAUAUGUUGGAGAAAUUUCCCCUAGGAAGCUCCGUGGAUUUGCAAACUCUACUUCCUCUUUCUUUUGGACGUUGGGAAAAGCCAUAGGGCAAAUUUCAGGACAAAGGGAGCUGCUGGGCAGCCAGUCACUGUGGCCCGUGCUGAUGGCCUCCUGUGGCCUCCCAGCACUGGUCCAGCUGGUCACACUUCCCUUCUUCCCAGAGUCCCCACCCUAUCUCCUCAUGCAGAAAGGAGACCAGGAAGGCUGCAAAAAAGCCAUAAGGCAGCUUUGGGGUGAAGGCCAACACCAAGCAGAGAUUGAUGACAUCAUGAAAGAGAAAGCAACAAUGAAAAACACCAAGAUCUUGAGUGUCCUGGAACUAGUGAAAGAACCAGCUUUCCGUUGGCAGCUGUACAUGAUAGUUACCCUGACCGCCACAAUUCAGCUAUGUGGCAUCAAUGCAAUUUAUUUUUAUACUUUUGAAGUCCUCCAGGCAGCUGGCUUUGAUGAAAAAAUGGCCUCCUAUAUGACCCUCUCUAUUGGACUCUCUGAACUUGUAGCUGCUGUAGUCUGUAGCUCCAUCAUUGAGAGGCUGGGCAGGAAAGUGCUCCUAAGAGGAGGCUACUGGAUCAUGGGUUCACUGCUAGCUGCUAUCACUGUGACUCUGUCCCUGCAGGACUGGUACUUCUGGAUGCCAUACUGCAGCCUUGCUCUCAUUAUCCUGUUUACAGUUGUCUUUGCUGUUGGGCCAGGUGGUGCCACAGUUUCCACCAGGGUUGAAAUUUUCAAGCUGUCCUGCAGACCCCCUGCCUUCGUGAUCAGCGCCGUUCUGAACUGGCUGGGGGUGUUUGUGAUCGGCACCACGUUCCCGUUCAUCGUGGAAAGACUGAAGCACUUCUGCUUCCUCAUCUUUAUGGUGGUACUUUUCACUUCAGGGAUGAUUAUCCACCUGUUCCUUCCAGAAACAAAAGGGAAAUCAAUCAUGGAAAUCACAGAAGAAUUCAAUAAGCUAAACUUUAAAAACAAGCAUAUUCCAGCGACUCCAAAUCAUGUCACAGAGGAUUAUACCUUCUGCACCAGGCUUUGA
Molecule: messenger RNA, 2613 nt
Organism: Pyrgilauda ruficollis (rufous-necked snowfinch)
Lineage: Eukaryota; Metazoa; Chordata; Aves; Passeriformes; Passeridae
Product: solute carrier family 2, facilitated glucose transporter member 11-like
Exons: 21
Coding region: 34-2613 (859 amino acids)
Biological process (GO): monosaccharide transmembrane transport
Cellular component (GO): membrane
Molecular function (GO): hexose transmembrane transporter activity
Source: RefSeq, a predicted model, not a curated record